UCGAUUUCCCAAACCGGAAGUCAUUCGUUUGUUUGCAAAACAACACAAAGACUCCCAUUUGAAGAUACGUAAAUACAUUCAGAUCCACAGGAAAAUCGAUAUGUAAAAUUCCAAUGAGUUUGUUUAAAAGAAAAGGCCCAACCUCAGUUGAGAUUGCUCAUCAAAAUGAUAUUAAACAAAACAUCACAAAAGAACUAUCUUCCUGCAUUAAGAGAAUACAGAGAGAACAGCAGUUGAACUCAGAUGAACUGAUUCUCAGCACCGAUUCAGCCAAUGCUAUUUGUAACAUCCUGGAGAGCAUCUUCCUUCAUGGCUGCAAGCCACCAGUUUCCAAAAAGAUAGCAAAUUACAUUGGUAUAAACCAGGGAUAUGAAAAUGGAGCUCAACAACUUAACUUCUGGUUGUUUUGUGAGAGAUUUACUCACAGUGAUGUAGUGGCUCAGCUUAAGAGAUUGGCUCAGGUCAACACAGAGAUUGGCCUCUGUAGAGCCUGGAUCCGGGUGGCACUCAAUGAUGGGUUGAUGGAAAGUUACGUCAAUGCUAUGAUUGCAGACAAGAGAUCCUUGCAGUACUUUUAUAGCAGUACAUCAUACUUUAGAGAUCAUGAACAACCAGGAAUUUUUCUUUCCUACUUAAAAGGACUGAUGUCGUAUGAGUUUCAGCUGUCCUACAACUCCAGUGUCCUCAAUAACUGGCCUAACUCCUCACUAGUCCUGGCGGGACUAAUUGAUGCUGAGAACACUCCUCUGCCUGUAAUUCACCCUAACAGAGUACCAUCAGGAAAACCUGAAGUCAUCCAAAGAGAGGAAGAUGUGGAGACUAUAAAUCCUGUCAACAGACAAAAGGGGCGAACGAAAAAAAGAUCAAGUUUGGAUGAUGGCGGGUUAUCUCCCCUUCCACAAGGAAGGUCAGUGACUGAGUACAGUUCUGAGCUGACUCAGGAAGAUGUAGACAAAAUUCGUGGCAUGAAGCCUAGAAAUAAAACUAGGUCAGAGUGCUCCAGUUCUAGUCGAGUUUCCUGCCCUGACCCUGUUAAAUACAACAGAAACCCCGCUUCCUAUGUGGCAGAUCAAGGACAUGACAGCAAACCAAUGUUUGAUGAUGAUGAUGAUGAAACAGGUGAUCUCUCUAAGGACAGUGAAAGUCAUGGUACCAGGGUCAAACAAAGUGAUGGAAAAAUGGAUCAACUGCCUCCCAGUAUUAAUCUUACCUCAGACUCUGAGCUGAGUUCACCGGGAAAACCUUCUUUAAAUGAUCCAAGCUCUUACGGGGAACUGAGUUACUCGAGUGCCUCUGCUGAGCUGGUAGACUGUAAGAGCUUAGAGGAGGAAAGCUACUGUGAUACUGAUGGAUCGGGACUUCAGAUAAGUCCUCUAGAGAUGAAUGGAUAUGAGGAUAUACAUGAAUGUCUGGAGGAGUCUAAAAAUACUCAAAGUACAUAUGAAAAAACGCAGCCUGUGUUGAUCACGGAAAACAAAGCUAGUGAAGUAAAAUUGACAUCUCAGCAGCAAGAUUUUGUGAAUGAACGGAUUUUAGAGGAUAUUCUCAACACAGAACUUAAUAGUCCUGCUGAUUCAGAUAGGAAAGAGCAUUUAACGAGUGACUCUUCAUAUGAUAACAGUAAAGAUGACUCAUUUGACCAGAAGAAAAGGACAAGAAAAAAGUCAAAAGAUAAGAGGGAGAAUCUAAAACCUGAUUUUAAUGUGUCACCACGUGACAUAGUCCAACCUCAGCUGUCGCCGGCUGUAGCUGAUGCAAUAGUAACAACAAUGAUGGACCAAACCACAAAGAAGAGGUUCUCUGUAGGGAGUGAAGAGGGUGAGGAGGUCUCCUCUUCUCCACGACGACCCAGGUCAGGGGCACUAUCUGUCUGCCUAGAGCCGGAAAAUGAGGAUGGUAUUGGAAUAUCUUCACCUCCCAGUGUAGGGAACAGUCUUGGGGCUCGCAGUGGAUGGUCGUCAGAUUUUGAACAACCUGUGCGACCAACCACCAUAGCUUCUAUGCCUGUCAGAAAUAAAUCUGAGAGUUUUAAUUCCUUGUUGAAGAGUUACACGCCCUCCAGCCAGGUUGCCUCCCCUACGAUGGAGGAUGUGCUUCAAGAACUUCCAGAAUGCAGUGACUUCUCUUCAUCACCACCACAGGUGGACCCAACAUUUUCUACAUCUCAGGAAGAAGAUUACGAGAUAGUGGGUGACCCAGAUUCCGAAGGCUCGGAAAGAGACUCUCAAAGCCAGGCCUCCUUGCUUGGGGUGAUAGCCAAUGAGAAAGGACUGGACGCCCAGAAUUACCAGUGUGGCAGCUGUAAACGACCAAUCGGAUUCAUUUAUGGAAAACCUCGGGUUUGCACAUUUGAUGGGAAGUAUUACUGCUUCGAGUGUCAUGAAAAUGAGGAGUAUUACAUUCCAGCCUUUAUCAUUCACAACUGGGACUUCAGGAAGCAUAUAGUUUCCAAGAAGUCCCUGACCUACCUACAAGACAUUGAGGACCAUUCCAUCAUUGAUGUUUCUGUUGUGAACCCCCGGUUGUAUGAACAUAUCAAAGAAAUGGACCAGCUACAGGUGUUAAGGAAGCAACUUUGCCAUUUGAAGACGUACUUAUUCACAUGUAAACAGUCGACUGCAGAUGAAUUCAGAAAGAGCAUGUGGCCAAAGGAAUACUUAUAUGAGGGCAUUCAUACUUAUACAUUAGCUGAUCUGCUGCAGGUGCCCUCGGGUCAGCUGACACAGAGUCUGAAGAAGUCCAUUAAGUUUGCCACAAAGCAUGUGUACGAGUGUCCCCUGUGUAGUGGGAAGGGGUUCAUCUGUGAGCUCUGUCACAAUCCUAAGGUCAUCUAUCCAUUCCAGACAGAUGAUACAAUCAGGUGUCCUAAAUGCAAGUCUGUGUUCCACAAAUCCUGCAAGUCCGAUUCCAAGUCGUGUCCCAAAUGUGCUCGGAGAAACAAGAGAAAAUCACAAACAGGGGACUGCCUGGAGACUCCUGAUAUCCACGACUACGCUUUUACCCCGCAACUUGUGGCUUGACACCCUGCUGAUAUUCAGCUGGGGAAAUUAUACAUAAAUCAGCUGACUUUGUUUUAUUAAAUACUUGUUUUAUAGCCAUUGAUCAUAAGCAUACCAUAGCACAUGUUUGUCAAUAUUUCAAUGAAAAAAUUAUUUUAGAAACAAAUAUACAGUGCCUUUUAACAUUUUGUACAUUUUAAAAGACACAUCUAGAGUUACAGAUGGUGUUUUUAUAGUACUUAUUGUAAAACAUUUUAUUCCUGUUAAAAUUUUAAAUCAAUAUUUUAUUUGUCAAAUCAGCUUUAAUCUAAAUUACCUCCAAAUGUUAUUUUAAAAUACUUUUACCUAGUGUGUAAUCUGAAUGAGAUAUCCAUAGUGUUAACUAUUUUAUGCUUUGUUCAGGGUUUGCUUGCUGUGUCGGGAGAAAAUGAAGCAAAUGUCAGUUGUAACAAGUUUCUUGAUGGAAUAUUGGAUGGGUCAGUAAGGUACACAUCUUUAUAGGAAUAUCGAGUUAUCUCAAUGAACUUACUCUGUAGUCAUUGUCUGACACCCCACUGCCAAUCUAGCAUACUCUUAUUGCAAGGUUGGCUGUGGGUUUCCCAUGAUACUCUGUAUGCGAGUAAACUUCUGAUUAUGCAAGUGCAAUAUAGAGUGAUUGUACUACUGUGAACAAUUCUUUGUUAUUUUAUUAUGAAUAAAAUAUAAAUAAACAUUUUAGUAUAUA
Molecule: messenger RNA, 3723 nt
Organism: Saccostrea cuccullata (small rock oyster)
Lineage: Eukaryota; Metazoa; Mollusca; Bivalvia; Ostreida; Ostreidae
Exons: 18
Coding region: 114-3020 (968 amino acids)
Source: RefSeq, a predicted model, not a curated record